Messenger RNA from Rhodamnia argentea, 736 nucleotides. Its product is annotated as protein BUNDLE SHEATH DEFECTIVE 2, chloroplastic. The transcript is spliced from 3 exons. The coding region runs from base 155 to 463 and encodes 102 amino acids. NCBI's taxonomy places the organism in Eukaryota, Viridiplantae, Streptophyta, Magnoliopsida, Myrtales, Myrtaceae. The record is from RefSeq and is a predicted model, not a curated record.
GGCUGUCUAUAAGGAUCCUCGUACGUUGUCGUUUCGGGGUCCCUCGUUUUGUCUCUCUCUCUUCUCGGAUAUGAGAAGCGCGGUGGUGGACGUCUGUCGUUGCACUCGAGCUGUUCGAUGAAAAGCCCCUGAGAAAAGUUCUUCCUUGGAGAACAUGAUUCCGAAGCAGCUACGCUCCUUCGGUGUCGGUGCUGCUGUAAUUCUUGGCGGCUUCGUCUCCCUCAACGUCGUCUCUAGUAUCACCAUCGGCAUGCUUCGGUCCGUCGCGGAGACGAAACGGAAAAAGUCCGCGUUGCCUUGUAUGGUGUGUAAAGGGAAAGGGUUCUACAUAUGCAAGCUGUGCAAAGGGAAUGCCACGAUCCAGUGGUCACCAUUGCAUGACCCCAUAGUCAUAAACCCCUGCGUUUGCCCUACUUGCGAUGGAAACAGGUUUGUCAAGUGUAUCCGAUACAGCGUUGUCUGAACUGCUUGGGGAAGGGCUAUAGUUGAGUGGCGAUUAAUGUUGAUACAUCGAAGAGUUCACAAAGCUGUCCAAUAGUAGAAAAGGAAAGCAGUUGUGCAGCUGGAAGCAAAGAUUAAGGAGCGGCAGCAUUAGGGAGGUGUGUGGCAGCUCGGUAAGGAAGUACCAUUGUUAGUUUCAGAUGCUUAAAGAUUCCAAUGUAAAUUUAGGGAAAAUGUUAAAUGGUUUCCCGAUCAAGUAUCUUUGGAUGCAUCCGCCACCUGAGAUUGUCAUGAA